AUGGCUACUCAUGGAGGUAUUCCCGAUGAGCUUCUCUGUAAGCUAUCUGAACACAUCGAGACAGGUGAUCAGAUGGAGGCAUUGGCACGAACGCUCGGAUUCGAAAAUGCAGCCAUCAAUAGAUACAUAGGAACUAGCAGUCUAGAAGGAGGUGUCACGUGUAAGGGAACACGUGACAUGCUGUUUGACUGGAGACAGACCAUUAUGCCAUCCAAUCAGCAUCAUAGGCUGAAGCAAGCUCUCACUAAUGCUAAUCUUGUCAUGCUUGCUGAAACUUAUCUUAAUGACACAUUAGCAGCCCAAGAUAUCUACAGUAAGAAGAUUUCGGAAUCUCUGACUGUUCGAAAAUGUCGCACAAUUUUGGAGGACAAAUAUUCAAACCAGCUAUGCAAAAUUCAAAUGAGACCAUGGGACAAAGACGAUUAUGCAGAGUUUAAAGAAAUGCACACCGUUGUAACCGUGGUAAAGAAGGACGCUAAAGGAAAAGAUAUUAAGGAGAAGGAAAUACUGCAAGGCUCUGUUGGAAAAAUAUUGUCAACAAAAGUAAACGAAAAGUUUAAAUCUCGAAUCCUUAUUUCGGCACCAGCUGGACGAGGAAAGACGACAGCUGUUGCUAAGAUGGCGUACGACUGGGUUCACAGAGAAAAGGGAUCCGGGUUAGAUGACUUGCCACUUCUGUUUGUUGUAAAGUUUCGAAAUACAUGUCGCGAUACAUCAAUCGGACAAGCCAUCAUAUCACAACUCCUGAGUGAUGUUAAAGAUCUGACGCCAGAGGGCCUGGAGGAGUUCAUCAGGCAGCAUCAGGGAAUCUGUCACAUUAUAUUAGAUGGGCUCGAUGAGUAUGCUGGUAUCUCUUCCUCAAGCAAUAUCAUGAAAAUUCUCCGCAGGGAAAUGUUUCCACAAUGUCGAGUUAUUGUAACAACACGACCUCACCUAGAAACCAUUUUCAGUCAAGGGGAUCUACCAAAGGUGUACACAAAGAUGGAGAUCGAAGGAUUCUCGCGAGAGAACGCACGCGAUUACAUCGACAGGUUCUUUACUUCUGUUCAGAAACCUAUGGAAGCGGAUGGUCUGAAAGAUUACCUAGAUAAACAACCCCUAAUUGAGGAACUAGUAAAAACUCCGCUAUUUUGCCUCAUGGUCUGUCACUUGUGUUCUGAGGAUCUACUUAACAGUGAGACUACAACUCAAACAUCAUUACUCGACCAAGUUAACGUAUUUUUAAUGCUCCACGCAAAUGCCCGGACACCUGGUUUGAUAAACACUCCCGAAGAACUAAAGAAUAUAAUAUUGAAACUGGGUGAAGUUGCUCUCACUGGUCUGCUAAAUGAUGCUAAGAAGUUAGUUUUCUCGUCUUGUGAUUUUCAGAGAGUUCCCUCUAUUCUUGAUAUGGCAUGCGCCCUAGGAAUAAUCUCAAAGACUGUUGUUUCAACCAGACGCCUUCCACAACUUGACGAAGCAUUUUCCACUACAAAAACUGCUAUUGAGUUUUAUCACAAACUUGCGCAAGAACAUGCAGCAGGAAAGUAUCUUGCUCAUGAAACAAACCGCUUUCUUUUGCGGUUUAAGGUCAGUAAGUUAGACCAAGUACUGCGAGGUAUAAAGGAAAACAUUGGUGAAUAUGAAAGUUUUAUUCGAUUUGCUUCUGGUACCAAUAGCAAUGUCUGCAUUAGGAUAAUGGAGAGCGUCCUUACAAACAGUUAUUUAUCUGAGAGUGAGCGUUAUCGUAUUCUCCUUGAUUGUUCAUCAGAGUCUGGAGUCAACGAUGGGAAUGUGUCAUCAUUGAUACGAAGGUGUGUGACGUCACAACGUAUGAUCUUAAAGUCACCAACAGUGUAUACUAUUGUUGGGAUGCAGAAUCUUCCACGUGAGCUGAAAGAGAAGGUUGUGAGUGUACAAUUCGAGCAGUCUUUCAUGACAGCCGCAGUGACAGAUGGACUAUGGGCCUGUCUUAAAUCAUUUCCGAUGCUAACUUCUCUCAUCAUCUCAGACUCAUCUAUAGAUUUCCCUCAAUCUCCUCCUGAGCUACAAUCCAUCACAAGCCUAUCAGUUAAGGGAGUGACGUCACAAUGCUAUAAAGGUCUGAUCUCGACGCUCCCUUGUUUGACAGACAUAGUAGAUAUCGAUACCACUAUCGAUGAUGCAGAGGGAGACAUUGCCUAUAUCUCGGCUAGUCUUCGUCGGAUUGGAGUACAAAAGCUCAAACGGAUAAUUCUUCGCAAUUCUCCGUCAUCAUUCCCGUCACAGAAGAGUCCUUUCUGGAGUGAGACAGAGGGAGGACUGAGGCUGCUCUUCGACAAAAAUGAUACGGACAUGAACAUGAUUAUAUUACACAACGCUAGACAUUCGAAAAUUGAAGUCCUCGACUUGUUUGCAUUUUUUGCAUCAUUGGCUCAAUUGAAACUUGAAUUUCUUGAUGGUUGGUCUUUCAAUUUCGAAACAACGUUUGGCGUUAAGAUGACCAAAUGUCAACUGUCUCCUGAGAUGACUACGAGAAUGUGGUCCUGUCUGGGUUCCUUCACCUCACUGAACCAUCUCACCAUCUUAAACUCAUGUCUCUGCUUCCCUCCAUCUCCUCCUGAGCUACCAUCUAUCAGAAGUCUAUCAGUUGAGGGAGUGACGUCACAGUGCUAUAAAGGUCUGAUCUCAACGCUCACAGGAUUGGUAGACAUAGUGUAUAUUGAUAUCACUAUCGAUGAUGCAGAGAGAGACAUAGCCUUUAUUACGGCCAGCCUUUGUCGGACUGGAGGACAGAAGCUCACACACAUUGACCUUAGCACUCCGCGCUCAUCACUCCCAUUAGAGAAGAGUCAUGUAUCAAGCGAGACAAUGAGAGGAUUGGGUGCAUUGAUCGUGGAACAUACCAAGAACCUAAAUACGUUCUAUCUGCGUCGGGUGAAGUGCAGAGACGAGGGUGACCUUGUUUUUCUCAUUGAGUGCUGCAGAUCUGUGAAGACGAUGGAGCGUGUAGAGUAG
Messenger RNA from Lytechinus variegatus (green sea urchin), 2976 nucleotides. RefSeq lists its product as uncharacterized. The coding region runs from base 1 to 2976 and encodes 991 amino acids. The transcript has 5 exons. Lineage: Eukaryota; Metazoa; Echinodermata; Echinoidea; Temnopleuroida; Toxopneustidae. The record is from RefSeq and is a predicted model, not a curated record.